CAUAUUACUGGACAGUAAUGAAGAUGGGACAAGACCAGAUACUUUUUUUUUGUGUCAAAACACAGAACAUAUUUUUAUAACAGACAUACCCCUGCCCAUCUUCACAACAACUUUGUCAAUAUGACUUGAUCAUGAUAAUUGGCCAUCCAAUGCUAUACCUAGGAGUUUAGCUUCCUCAACUUGCUCAAUGGUCACACCCUUUAUACUCCAGCUGAGGUUUAGGUCUUAGAGAAUGUACUGAAACGGCGCUCUGGUACUAAGUCAUAUGGUUCAUUGGUCUGAUUGGUUGAUAUCAAUGACAAGACUGUAUUCGUGCAGCGAACCAUAUAUGGAAGCUCAGGAGAUCAGGCCGAUUUGCGAGGCUAUUAAUAUCUAGCUGUGGUAGCAUUGUGUUUUCAUAUUUCCUGUUUCUCAGGCCAGGAAAAGCAAAAAUUUAAAGAUGUUCUAAAAAACAUGCCUCUGAAACAAUGGUCUACAAACAUUAUGACACAGGAUAUCUAAAACUUUACUUAAUUUUCAGCAACAAUUAACAUGUAUUGUCAAGUGGCUAUAAUGUUUGCUCGGCAGGUGUAUGAAUGUUUGUAAUAUAUAUGUUUUUAUGUAUUUGUGCUUUCAGAUCUCUACCAAAGGGUAAAUUGAACACCCACCAAAGGGUAAAUUGCAAGGGGGCGUAGCAUUUUCAUGAACUUUUUCAUUGAGCAAGAAAACUUCCUCAAAAGCCUGCAGAUCCAAGAAACCAAAAGUGCUGGUACAUUCCCUGGAGGAGGAAUUCACAAUAAAGCAUACUCAGUCAUAGAGUAAACUUCCAUUGGACAGCUGACAUGAUGUCUGGAGGAGAGGUGGUCUACACAGUGCUGGAGGUGCUGAUCGCCAUUGCCUGCUGCCUGGGGAAUGUGCUGGUUAUCUGGGCAGUGUGGUCAAGCAGUGCUCUGCGGCAGCCCACCUUCUGCUUUAUCGUUUCUCUGGCUGUGGCUGACUUUCUCGUGGGUUCUGUGGCCAUGCCGCUGGCUGUGCUGGUGGAUGGACGGGUGCACUCCUCGUUCAAUGUCUGUCUCUUCAUUAGCUGUGUGGUCAUCAUGUUGACAGUGGCCUCCGUCUUGUCUCUGCUAGCCAUUGCUGUGGACCGAUACCUACGCGUCUUCAUCCCUCUCAGAUACAAAAAGACGGUAACAGAGAGAAGAUCUUGGGUGGUGGUAACAACAUGUUGGUUUGUGGCUUUUAUAUUGAGCUUCCCUCCCAUGUUUGGAUGGAACAACCGUGAAACGUUGUCUCACUCAGAGAACUCAACCACCAUCCUCUGCCAUUUCCUGGCUGUGAUCCCCAUGUCAUACAUUGUUUACUUCAAUUUCUUCCUCUGCACCCUCACCCCGUUAAUUGUCAUGGCUGUCCUGUACAUCUGCAUCUUCUGUACCAUCUGGAGGAACUUGAGGGAGAAAGCGGGGCACGGGGCCCAGUCCCACACCUACUUCAGGAAGGAGAGGAGCCUGGCCCGAUCCCUGGCUCUGGUCCUGGUGCUGUUCGCCUUCUGCUGGCUCCCCCUGCACAUUAUGAACUGUACUGCCUACUUUGGCAGCCCGUCAGACAUACCCCACACAGCCUUCUAUGUGGGCAUCCUCCUUUCCCAUGCAAAUUCAGCUGUCAACCCAGUCGUCUAUGCCUUCAAGAUCCACAAGAUCCAGGGAGCGUACCUGAGGAUCUGGAGGAGGUUCUUUGUGUGUCGCGAUGACAACCUGGGCUCUCAGAGCAAUCAUACCACUGAGAACAAUAUCAGCAGCAACCCUAACGUUGUGAGCAAGGGAUAGUUAAUGAUGUGUUGAAUGAUAAUCCCACAUAUUUAUUCUCUGAUACUUUGAAAAAGAUAAUCCCAGGGAUGCAGAUCAGAUGAAGUGGUCUACAUCAUUAAUAUCAUAAUGAGCAUUAUCUUAUCAUCAAAACCAUACUCACAUUAUAUUUACAUUCUUUACUAAAACUUUAGCUGACAAACUGGUUAUUUUUAUGUUUUUACUUCAGUUUUCAUUGAUUUUAUCAAUCACUAUACAACUGACCACAUGUUGGAUUUGUCUUUUCUCCAUGCUUUGAAUGGCACAAGCUAUGUCUGUCUGUGAUAGAUGGUGGCGUUACUACACUCCAGACUGCCCACACAAUCCAUGCUAAAUUUUAGUCGCUUUUAAAUCAGCCCUACAGACCUCCUGAAAGGUAGAAAUACAAGAAAAGGAUCAAUAAAUAUGCGUGAGUUUGUCUGAUUUGGAAACAGAUAAAACCAAACAAACGGGCUGCUCCAUACGUGUCGAUAGGUAGCCUAUAUUGUUUGUCAGUGUGAGACAGAGGGGGACGUCGCUAGAGUGACAUUUGUGGAAGUAUUGCCACAGAAAUUCAGCAAUUUGUUGAUUUUCUUAAACAUUAUAUAACGUCAUAAUACAUGUAAACAGUAUAUGACAAGUAAUCCUUCAUGUACUAUCAUGCACCCUCUGUUUGUAACAGACCGGCAGAAAAUUAAUGGCAGCGGACCGCGGUACGCUAGCAAAGUUCCCUUUUAUGCCUUUCCCUAACCCUAACCCUUACCUUAACAUCACAAUAUUAUACUUAACCUUAAAGCUUAAACCUUAAUGGUGAAACUGCCAUGUCCGUUUGCGAUAUUAUAACAACAAAAAGGUUACUUCAAACAUUUAUUUUUCCCUCUGACAUAAUUGCACGCGCGAUAGAACGUCAGAGUAUGUUUUCAUCAACCAAACAAAAACAAUAACACAUUUGCUGGGGCAAACUGUGGCACUGUUUCCCCUCACGCAGAUUUCAGCUUUAACCGUAGCCCUUUCCUGCAGUCAAAUGAUCUUGUGGCCUCAUGGGUGGAAUGUUAUUCAUAUUUUUC
Messenger RNA from Coregonus clupeaformis (lake whitefish), 2866 nucleotides. Its product is annotated as adenosine receptor A1. The record is from RefSeq and is a predicted model, not a curated record. Bases 822 to 1802 code for a protein of 326 amino acids. Gene Ontology annotation, biological process: G protein-coupled adenosine receptor signaling pathway. Gene Ontology annotation, molecular function: G protein-coupled adenosine receptor activity. The transcript has 2 exons. Gene Ontology annotation, cellular component: membrane; synapse; dendrite. Lineage: Eukaryota; Metazoa; Chordata; Actinopteri; Salmoniformes; Salmonidae.